UGGCAACACCUGUGAAGAAAAAAAUCAGAGUUAAUGUUUUGGUUCUGGUGGCCCUUCCUCAGAACAUCUGAAGUUCUUUGGGAUUUUCUUCCAGCUGGUUACUUAUCGUGGGUAGCGGUUGAUGUUGGCAAUUCUUUUUUUUAACUUGUCUUUAAUUUUUUUGUAAGCCCUUCCACUGUCUCCUCACUCUUCCCAUUCACUUUGUGUCACUAGCAAUUCCAACUGAGAGUGAACAACAGGCCAGAAUUAAAGGACGCAGAUAGUUUGGAAGAUUGUGAAGUUGGAGGAGAUUAGAGACAGCAACAAGCAAGGAUUGGGUGGGAUUUGAAAACACAGUUGCAAGAUGACUUUCUGCUUCUUCUGCCUUGUGGCAACCCAGUUUGGUUUAUUUGCCAAGGGUCUUAUUCAGACUCAAGUUUCAGCUUUCACACAUGGAUACAAAAAUAAGGUGCAACUUCCUUUAACUCAGGGAACCUGGAUGGGAAAGAUAAAGAAACAGACGGCAAAUGGGAAAGAAAUGUUCCAUUUUAGCCAUCAGACAGGAUGUGGUGGGAGCUCACUCAAAUGUCAAACAGAUGGGACCUGAGAUUUAGGUAUAUUGGUGUAUUUGUUGUGGCAUGCCUGGGAAUAUGAAUCACUGGAGUCAAUUAAGGGAAGGGAGUAAGGAAACGACUUGUUAUAGACUCUGAGUGUUAAAACGCGGUGAAUUCCAAACAAGCAAACACAUUGAAACCUGGGUGUGACUUCGGCUUAGUUCCUAUAAACAGUGUAGUUCUGUGGUGGGUGGGAUGUAACAUAAGCAUGAUGUGGAGCAUUUUGUCAUGUUAGAAACUUAAGGCGUGAUAUCUUUACUGUCAUGCACUUAGCAGACAAUUUAUAUACUCAUAAAGUUGAUGUUGCUUUUCCUGUAUUUGUUAUUGCUUUUACUAUAAUUCUAUUGUCUUGGAAAGCUAUAAGUGCAGGUUCAACAUUCAAUAGGUUCCGCCAAUGGAGCAGGAAGUUGAUGGCACGAUGGACAGUGUACACAAACUAUUGGAAUAUUCUUCUCAAUAUGCAACCCCAGAACCAAAAACAUCCACAGGUUUUGGAAACCAUUUACCAGUGGUGGAGACUAUUCAUUUGUCAGGAUCAUCUAGACCAAAGCCAAUAACAGUGAAUAUAACAAAGGUUACAAAGAUUGUGCUGUCCUGCAAUUUGACUCUUCUGGCCACACACAAAUCUCCAAUAACUGGCACCUGGGAAAAAUAUGGAAACAAGAUUGACAAAAGGGAAUUUGAAUUUGACCAGAACACUGGCCACCUGUUUCAAAACUAUGAGUUUGAUUUUCAGAAUGGCAGUGAUGCUGGGAACUAUACUUGUGUCUUUGAUACAAACCCAAAAUCGGAAGGCAGGUUUGAAGUACAAAUUCCUCCUGUUUGGACCAAAAAUAUGAAAGAGAUACGGUCCGAUGGUGAUCAUAUUAACUUAACCUGCAAAAGUGACCAAUAUAUUCCCCUUUACUGGAUUUGGUCAAAGGAAGUCAAAGGCAGCAAAGUGACCCUGAGUAAUGAAACAGAAGAUCAAUAUUACAUCCAUAGUACUGGCAACAAAUCAUCACUUUUAAUAAAAAGCCUGAUAAUGGAUAACACCACUUAUUACCACUGCGAUGCAGUCUAUGAAGUCGGGUUCAGUGGUCUGCGGAUUCAUCUGAAGGUUAACAGCCUGGUUGCUGCAGUCAUACCAUUUGUCUGCAUUGUUGCUGAGGUGCUAGUUUUAGUGAUCUUCAUUCUUGUUUGUGAGAGAAAGAUGAAACAGAAAGAAGAUCUUGCUGAAGGAGAAAAAUUUCCAGAGAGACCGACCACAGAUGAGUUACUCGAUUCCACUGAAAAUGGAGCUCGGCACAGAAAGGUUGAAACACCUUCAGUGCAAGAAAUGCAGAACUGAGCGAAAACCUGUUGGAGUACCAUUAUUUUGACAUGCACAAAUGUGGCACAACAGACAUUGAAUUAUUAUUGGAUGAAAUAAGCAAUAUCUGUCAUGAAUGCUUCUUCAUUUGUAUUAGAAUUAGAAUUCCAGCUCAAGAUUAAUCCUCCUAUUACUCAUCCGAGCAAGGUUCUUAGUAACCCUCUGAUAUAGCAUUACUAGACACUGUACCUUCUAUAACUCUUGAGGUUACUUUGUCCUUUACUAACAUCUGAACUAUCACACCUUCUAAUAAGGACUGAGCUAUUGUAGCCUCCCAUACCUUGUGAUACCAGUAAUUUACCAUAACCUUCAAUGACCACUCAGCUAUUAUAUCCUUUAUUAUUUGUUAAAAACCAUUCCCUCAAAUAAAUAUGAGGUGUCACACUCUCAAACAAAAAUCGGAUGACAGGAGUUACAUGUACACAAAUUGUUGAAGGUGUCAGACUGGUUAAGAAAAUAGUUAAUGAGGUAUGCAGGAUCCUGGUCUACAUUGCAAAAAUAAGGUGAAAACAAUAGAGAAGGUGCAGAAAAGGUCUAUGAGAAUAGUUCUAGGAAUGUGGACACUCAAUUAUGUGGAUAGAUGCUGAUUGUUUUCCUUAAAGAAAAGUAGAUUGAGAGGUAAUUUUGAUAGUGGUGUUCAAAAUGAGCAAGGCUGAGGACAGAUAACCAAAGAGCCAAAGUUGACAUGAGGAAAAGAAUAACUUUUUUGUGGCAAGAAGUUAGGAUCUGGAAUGAUUGCUUGAGAGUGGCAGAGCCAUAUUCUUUUAUUUCAAAUGAUAAUUUAUCUGAGGAAAGGAAAAUGACAAGUUUAAGGAGAAAAAGUAGAGAGUUGGGAUUGGUGAAAAUAGCUGAGUUACUCUUGCAGAGAGCCAACACAGACUGAAUGACAUCCUUUUCGUCUAUCGGUAACUAUUCUAUGAUUCUAUGACACUAGAUAGCAUAUCCUCAACAGCUAUAAGGUACCAUACCCAUCAGAAUUUACUAGGCUACUCAAUUCUUUAAUAAUUCCUAUGGUCUGCAAUGAUUAAUUGCAACAGGGGUGCCUCACCUUCUGUUAACACUAAGACUAUUAUCCAAUCAACCAACAAUGUAUUAUUCUUUCUAACAACCAGGAAGUAUUGUAACCUCUAAAUAACUGCAAGGCUAUUGUAAAGUCCAGCGACAACUAAAUUACUGGAAAUUGUUUUUAUUUUUUCAAACAAACAGCAUGGUACUUAUCAACUCUAAUGGUUGAUAUAACAAAUAUUCAAAUAGUUUUUAAAGAAACUAGAUUCUGAACUAAGAAGUAGAUUGCAGUUGAAUGAGAAUUUGCAGUAUUCGAAUAAGCAUUUGAGAUGCAAAGCUUAAACAAUUUCAAUCAUAAUUUUUUUUAUUAUAGGUAAGCUGUCCUGUGUGUCACUAUUAAAAAGAGCCCAGUUUUCCAACUUAUUGUUUGGAUGAGAAAAUAACCUUGUGCUGUAGAAAGGCAUUGUUUUAAAUAUUAUAUAUUUAUAUAUAUAUAAAUAUGCAUUAUAUAUUUAAAUAUAAUAUAUACUGUCAUACAUCACACAAUUAUGGCAUAAGAAUCAGUAAGACAACUUAGCUAGGGGAUUUAUGAUGUAUAGAAUAUAUUCUCUAGCAAAGUUAUGAAAUUAAUUCUUACACCACCAUGUUACAGUGUGUGACAAUAAGCAAUGAAACAAAAGCUGAAAUGCUGCAAAUAUGUUUUGUACCUGACUCAGGUUAGAAAAUAUAAACAGCCUCUUAAAAUAGCUGUUGACAGUUCUUCAAAAGGGCCCAAAAUACUCGUUACCAAAAACCUUGAGAUUAAUAAAAAUUAAACUUUUACCAGACAACUGCACUAAUGUGACUUUGGAAAUAAUUUAACAAAAGCGUUAAAGUGGCAGUAACAAGUCAAAAAAUAAACCCAGUCCUCCUGUGGGAACAGAUUGAACACUGAAACUGUUUAAACUUGUAUACUCUUAGCAACAAUUACCAAAAGGUUUGUGGUGUUCACUAUGUCAUAAAAUAAAGCAGCACAUUUUUUUUUCAAGUAAAACACAUGAAUUUUACUUUCUCCUUUUUGUACCUACUGAAAUAGUAAUCCUUCAUCUAUAACACAACUCAGCGCAAUAAACAUUAGACUGAGCCAAAUAUUUCAUCUUGUAUAAUCAGUGACAGUGAAGCCAAUCUGAAAUGUAACUUAUUUGUAGAACAGUGUGGGGCUGGAGGAAUAUAGUAGGUAGGGCAGUAUCAGCGGAGCAGCAGAGCUGACAUUUUAGGCUUGGACUCUCCAUCAGGACUUCCUGAUGAGGCAUCCAGGCCCGAAAUGUUGACAGUCCUGGUCCUCAGAUGCUGCCUGACCUGCUGUGUCCCUCCAACUCCAGACUGUAUGACUCUGACUCCAGCAUCUGCAGUUCUUUCUAUCUCCUUAUUUGUAGAGCAGUUGGUGAAUUUAAAGUGUUUGCUCAGCAUGAUUGAACUCCUUUACUUUUUGAAAGGUUGUUGCUAACAGAAAUGAUCAUUAUAAAUCAAACUAUUGACAUCAUGAUAAUGUACUUCAUGAUACUGCCACUUUGAUGCACCAUUAUUAGGUAACAAUCUUGGGAUAGGCCCUUUUAGACUUUACUCAUCCACUGGUUGUUUAGUGAAUGGGUGUAGGAGUUAGAAAUUUGCCUUAACUGCAAUGAGGCUCUUAUGACACUAAGAAUGAGUGUGUUAUCAAUUCCUUUAUACAUAUGCAAGCAGUUAAGCUAAAUGUUAUAAAAAGGACUCCUAUGUUUACGUGUGUGUGUAUUUUUAAGAAAGUCUUGAAGACACAGGCUAUGAAAUACUAGUGAUCUGUUGCUGCUACACCUGACAGAAAGAAAACACAAACAUUCACACCAUUAUUUUAUGUGUUUUGUUCGUCUCCUACCUGAGUUACGAGUGUAGAUCAGUGAAAUGGCCAUGGAAUUUCACAAGUUUUUUUUAAUGGAAUAUAGUUUCUUGCUGUAACUGUUUUUGACAAUGCAAUUAACCAACAUUUAAGUAAGCCAAUUCUGAUCUUUAACUCAUUUUAUUCAGAUGGCCAAGUACAAGAUAAGCAGACAGAUGAGAAAUUUUUCAUGUUCUGAACAGCAGUUCUUUACUUUCUGUUAAAUGCAAUCAAGAAGACUUGGACAUGCCCUUACAAAGCAAUCGGUAAAAGUAAGCUGAUGAUGCAAGUAGCCAAACAGUAAGAUAAGCUCAUAAAGACUUUGAUAUGACACAGGCACAGAAGGUUCUCAGAUAAAUUCUCACUCUUCUGCUGGAAACACAAUGAAAACUGAGAUUAGACACGACAACAAAUUUUCUCCCACAUUUCAAACAAUGUUACUACAUUGCAGACAGAAAGUCAGCUGAUACGGUGGUGCAACUCGUAGACUUGACUUAAGCAAAGGUAGAAUCAUCUUAAUAGUGAUCUCGCUUGAAACAUAUAUGUCUGGACAUGAAUAGAUUGAUGGCACCAGUAGAAACAGGCAAACGUGUUAAUGCUGGAAGUGACUCAUUAAUGCAGAGAAUUGGGGUCGUUUCCACUUUCAUGUAGGUGUAAAAUGGUUGACGUUCAAUCCAUUUUGCAGCCAAUAAGAUCAUAAGCCAUAAGAGUAGAAAUAUUGUUCUGUAUCACUCAAUGAGAUCAUAGCUGAUUUGGUAAUCCUCAAUUCUACUUUCCUGCAUUAUCCACACAUCUCUAAUUCUAUUAAAGAUUGGAAAUUUGUCUAUCCCAGCCUUAAACACACUUAAUGAUCCAGCCUUCAUAGCCCUUUGCAGUAAGGAGUUUUCCAGAUUGACUACUCUCAGAGAAAAGAAUCCUCCGUCACUUCUGUUUUAAAUGAGUGGCCAUUUACUCUAAGAUUAUGCCCCACCCCCAUCAUUAGAAACAAAAUGUCCAUAUCCACCCUGUCAAGCCCCUAAUAAUCUCAUGUUUCAGUAAGUUCACCUCUCAUUGUUCUAAACUUCAAUAUUUCCAGGUGCAAUCUAAUGCACCUUUAAUCAUGGAAGAAAAGAACUCCAUAUCUAAGAUUAAUCAAGUGAAAUUUCUCUAGCCUGCCUCCAAGAUCAGUAUAAAUUUCCUUACAUGAUAUGAAAGGACCAAAGCUGUUAUGAGUAUCCCAGCUGUGGUCUAACUAGUACACAACCUCCCUAAUAUUUAUACUCCAUUUCCUUUGAAAUAGAGGCCAAAUUCCAGUUGCCUUAUUAUCUGUUGAAGCUGGAACUCUUUUUUUUAUUCAUGACCAGAGUGGCUAAAUCACUCUGUGCUGUAGCUUUGCACAGCUUUCAGUUUUCAAUUCUCUCUGUUGGCUGGAUGGCUGGUUUGUGAUGCACCAUGAUGUGAACAGUGAGGAUCAACUCCUACACCAUCUGAGGCUACCAUGAAGGACUCUCUUUCUUAACCUCUGUCCUCACCAGAGGCAUGAGGGCCCUCAGGUUAAACUCCCACUAGUGCUUGCUCUCUAAUGAGAGAGCAGCCCUCUGGUCUGAUAAGAGCACAGCAACUUUGCCAUGAGUAAACAAACAGAUUUAUUGGUCUCCCUCACUUUAUGAAUAAGGGAUUCUUCGAGAUUCUUCCAGUGCAUCCAAAAUCUCUCCAGCUACUUCCAUUCAAAUCCUAGGCAAUGAAGAUGAAAAAUGGGAAGGAUGUGUAACAGGCACAUGAUUUGAUGUUACCUAUUUUACACUAUCACCUGAAGUUAAAUUUGCACCGAAUGAGUCUAAAGUAACAUGUUUACACCAACUAAAAGAAGUCAUUUAGUCAAGCUGCUGCUGUUGUUGAUCCAAAUGCCAAUUAUGAUUGUCUGAAUUCCCUUUGUGUUUUUCUUAGUCUGUAAUUUGAGGAGCCUAUUUUAUUAUGGGGCUAUUGUCUGUUUAGUAAAAAGAGCUUAAAAUACAUUAUAGAUAAUUGUUAGGGAUAUUUUUGUAACAUCUCCCACUGUUUUAAUGUUUUUGUUAUUCACAACUAUAACCUAAAGACUCAUCCAUGACAUGCUUUUGCAAUCUAUUAGUUCUAUUGUCGAUCGGUAAACUACCAUCCAAAAUAAUUUGUUUAAAGCUUUUGCCUGAAAUGUAGGACUGUUUAAUAAACAAAUAAGUGAAAGCCAGCUGACAUAACUAACUGUAUUUUUAGAUUAGAUUCCCUACAGUGUGGAAACAGCCCUUCAGCCCAACAAGUCCACACCGCCCCUUGAAGCGUCCCACCCAGACCCAUCCCCCUAUAACCCACACACCCCUGAACACUCCGGGCAAUUUAGCAUGGCCGAUCCACCUAACCUGCACAUCUUUGGACUGUGGGAGGAAACCGGAGCACCCGGAGGAAACCCACGCAGACACGGGGAGAAUGUGCAAACUCCACAAAGACAGUUACUCGAGGCUGGAAUCGAAUCCGGGUCCCUGGUGCUGUGAGGCUGCAGUGCUAACCACUGAGCCACCGUGCCGCCCAUAUUAGUGUGACUGAUUACAUUAGGAACAUUAACGUACCGACUGAUCUGGACGUGUGGGUCCACAGUUGCCUCAAAAGUGGCAACACAGGUGGCCAAAGUGAUUAAGAAGUUGGUAUGCUUGCCUUCAUCGGCCAGGACAUGGAAUCAGGAGCCCAAGAGUUGGCAAAACGUGUUGCUGCCAUAUAAAACCCUUGUUAGCCUCAUUUGGAGGAGUGUGUGCAGUUUUGGUCACAACAUUACCAGAAGGACGUGGAAUCUUUGGAGAGAGUGCAGAGAAGGUUCACCAGGAUGUUGUCUGUCUCAAGGGCAUUGACUAUGAGGAAAGGUUAAAAAAACUAGGAUUGUUUUCACUGGAAAGACGGUGGCUGAGAGGAGACCUGAUAGAGGUUUACAAAAUGAUGAAAGGCAUAGAUAGGGUGGAUAGUCAGAUGCUUUUUCCCAGGGUUGAAGUUUCAAUUAUAGGUUCAAGGUGAGAGGGAAAAAGUUUAAGGGAGAUGUGCGAGUAAAGUUUAACACGCAGAGGUUUUGAAGCUCGGAAUGGACUGCCAGAGGAGGCGGUGGAAGCAGUCAGGUUGGCGAUAUUUAAGAGGUGUUUGUAUGAGCACAUGAAUAGGGAGGGAGUUAGGGCAUAUGGAUCAAAUAAGGGCAGAAGGUUUGUUUUUUAGUUCAGUCAGGGCAUCACCUAAAGUGAAGACUCAGGCUUGGAGGUCUGAAGGGCCUGUUAUUGUAUGGUCCUUCUCAUCUGUUUUUUUGUUCUUCUGUACGUCAGGUCACAUUUUUGAAGCUAUCAUCAAGGUCACAUACUUUAAUGUGUUACAGCAAUUGCAGAAACCUUUCCAUUUCUAUUGCAUUCUGUGGAAAUAGGCAGUUUUAGACUUUAUUAUCAUUCUGUAAUUUUAACAGGACUGACUUAUUUUAUAUAUUUAAUGCUAAUUGAUAUAUUUUUCUCUUUAUCAUCUUCUUAAAAACCCUUUCCUUCCAUUAUGUAUUUAGUUUUCCCUCCUCCCUCCCAUUGCCCACUGCCGCUGAGUGAAUGCCCCUUGUCCUUAGUAGGUGUCCUCAUUCUACUGUCAAAUACUCAUGUGAGUUAUUUACCUUUAGAAUGCUACUGCUUUUUUUUCCAGUGUUGAAAAUCAUGUAAACCCAAUGUAUCAAUUUAACUUGCUGCACAUCAAUAUAAAACAAGAAUAAAUGAGGUAAAAGUCUUAAAA
Stegostoma tigrinum is the source of this 8593-nucleotide messenger RNA. RefSeq names its product embigin-like. The transcript has 9 exons. Bases 988 to 1923 code for a protein of 311 amino acids. NCBI's taxonomy places the organism in Eukaryota, Metazoa, Chordata, Chondrichthyes, Orectolobiformes, Stegostomatidae. The record is from RefSeq and is a predicted model, not a curated record.